This is a messenger RNA of Phlebotomus argentipes, 847 nucleotides long. It is a transcript of the gene CycC, whose product is annotated as cyclin-C. The record is from RefSeq and is a predicted model, not a curated record. The transcript has 2 exons. Gene Ontology annotation, cellular component: nucleus; mediator complex. Gene Ontology annotation, molecular function: cyclin-dependent protein serine/threonine kinase regulator activity. Bases 47 to 847 code for a protein of 266 amino acids. Lineage: Eukaryota; Metazoa; Arthropoda; Insecta; Diptera; Psychodidae. Gene Ontology annotation, biological process: positive regulation of transcription by RNA polymerase II.
GUGUCAGUUUUAUUUGUUUUUGACGAGGAGAGCGAAAGAGUGAAAAAUGGCUGGAAACUUUUGGCAGAGUUCUCACAAUCAGCAGUGGAUUCUGGAUAAGCAGGAUCUCAUACGGGAGAGGCAGUAUGAUUUGCAAAUCCUCACGGAGGAUGAGUACCAGAAGGUGUUCAUAUUCUUCUCGAAUCUCAUACAAAUCCUCGGCGAGACGCUGAAGAUUCGCCAGCAAGUCAUUGCCACGGCAACGGUGUACUUUAAGAGAUUCUACGCCCGGAACUCCCUGAAGUGCAUCGAUCCACUCCUGCUGGCGCCCACAUGCAUCUUCCUGGCGUCCAAAGUGGAGGAAUUCGGUGUGAUUUCCAACUCACGACUCAUCUCGACGUGUCAAACCGUGAUCAAGAACAAGUUCAGCUUCGCAUACCACCAGGAGUUUCCCUACAGGACAAAUCACAUUCUGGAGUGUGAAUUCUACUUGCUGGAGAAUCUAGACUGCUGCCUGAUUGUGUAUCAGCCCUAUCGGCCACUCCUGCAGUUGAUUCAGGACAUUGGGCAGGAGGAGCAGCUGCUCACGCUCACGUGGCGCAUCAUCAAUGACUCCUUGCGCACAGACGUGAGCCUUCUCUAUCCCCCCUAUCAGAUUGCAAUAGGAUGCCUUCAGAUCGCCUGUGUGAUCCUGCAGAAGGACCAGAAAGGCUGGUUUGCCGAACUCAAUGUCGAUAUGGACAAAGUGCAGGAAAUCGCGAGGAUCAUCGUGAAUCUGUUCGAGCUGUGGAAGAACUACGAUGAGAAGAAGGAAAUACAGGAACUACUGAAUAAGAUGCCAAAGCCAAAACCUCCACCGCAGCGAUAA